Messenger RNA from Pistacia vera, 1398 nucleotides. RefSeq names its product probable galacturonosyltransferase-like 10. Bases 124 to 1227 code for a protein of 367 amino acids. The transcript has a single exon. Lineage: Eukaryota; Viridiplantae; Streptophyta; Magnoliopsida; Sapindales; Anacardiaceae. Gene Ontology annotation, cellular component: Golgi apparatus. The record is from RefSeq and is a predicted model, not a curated record. Gene Ontology annotation, molecular function: glycosyltransferase activity.
UUUCUCUUGACCAUUUCUAUUCCACUUCCUAUUCUUCCUUCCUUCCAUAAACUCAUUUUUUCUCUCUUCUCUUUCUUAUUUCGAUCUCAACAGCUUCUCUUCUACCACACGAUUUAGUUUUCAAUGAGAACAAACUUUGCAGCAAUCUUCUUAGUCUCCUUCUUUGUCUUUCCAGCUGUUAUUUUUGCUGUCAGAUCCUUUCCAGACAAAGCUGAUUGUAAUGGAGAUAAAACCCGGAUUGAAUUUGAUACGUCUAUGCAGUUUUCGGAGGCACCCGUGUAUCAAAAUGGUCUUGAAUGUCCAGUUUUGGCCUCAAAUUCUUUGUUAUUGGUGUGUGAUCCUUUGGUUGUUCAUGUUGCAAUGACACUUGAUCCAGAAUAUUUAAGAGGCACUCUAGCUGCAAUUCAUUCAGUUCUCAAGCACGCUUCUUGCCCGGAAAAUAUUUUCUUUCACUUCAUUGCUUCCGAUUCGAGCUCUCUUCAUUCUGAAGAACUUUCUCAUAUUGUUCGGGUCGCUUUUCCUUCUUUGACGUUCAAGGUUUAUGAGUUUAAAGAAUCUGUUGUUGUUGAUCUUAUCUCUUCCUCCAUCCGUCAAGCUCUUGAGAAUCCACUGAAUUAUGCGAGAAGUUACUUGGCCGACAUGCUUGAAAAUUGUGUUGAGCGGGUGAUUUAUCUGGAUUCUGAUACAAUAGUUGUUGAUGAUAUUCAGAAACUUUGGAGGGUUUCUUUAUCUGGGUCAAGAACAAUUGGAGCUCCAGAGUAUUGUCAUGCAAAUUUCACCAAGUAUUUCACGUAUGAGUUCUGGUUUAACAGUGAUUUCUCCAGGGUUUUUGAAGGGAAAAAUCCUUGUUACUUUAACACAGGAGUGAUGAUAAUGGAUUUAAAGAGAUGGAGGGAGAAUAAUUAUACAGGAAAGAUUGAGAAGUGGAUGAAAAUUCAGAAGGAGAAGAGGAUUUAUGAGCUGGGUUCUCUUCCACCAUUUUUAUUAGUAUUUGGUGGAGAUGUGGAAGCCAUUGAUCAUAGAUGGAAUCAACAUGGACUUGGAGGAGAUAAUGUGGUGAAUAGUUGCAGAAGAUUGCACCCAGGGCCGGUGAGUUUGCUCCAUUGGAGUGGGAAAGGGAAGCCCUGGGCGAGGCUUGACGCGAAGAAGCCUUGUCCAGUUGAUUAUUUGUGGGCACCUUAUGAUCUCUAUAAGUUUGGUAAACAUUCUGGGAACCAAGAACAGUGACAGCAAAAAUAUUGAUUCAUUCUUUUGGUUUUUGAUGAGUCUAAAUUUUUUUUUUGUAUAGACAGAGACACAGAGUUCAUGUAGAAAUACAUUUUUUCAUUAUUAAUUUUUUUCUGUAUUGUUAUAUUAUUGUAAAUGAUUUUGGUGGGAAGAAAGUAGAAGAUUUUGUUA